Messenger RNA from Cercopithifilaria johnstoni, 873 nucleotides. NCBI's taxonomy places the organism in Eukaryota, Metazoa, Nematoda, Chromadorea, Rhabditida, Onchocercidae. The record is from the annotation of a GenBank genome assembly.
AUGUCGUGUUGUCAUGAUGUUCGAUAUACCGAACAGGAAUGCUUAUAUUCGCCAAGUCAUUGGUCGGCAUCAUCAAAAUCACCAGAUUUGGUGAUUGAAACAUUCAUUAGCAUUAUGAGAUCUUGUUACCACGAAAACUUACAAACCGUUCCGGUGCAAGAAGCGAUUCCAUACGGAGGUUCAAAUGGCAAACAAAUAAUCGAUAUUUGGGGAAAUGAAAUGGAGAGCAUUGCAGCAAUCGUACUAUUUCAUGGAGGUUACUGGCAGGAAGGCGAUCGUAAAUUAUUUACGAGCCCAGUGAAAGCACUUACCGAUGAAGGAAUUAUAGUGGCAUGUGUUGGAUAUGAUUUUGCUACGACAAUUUCUUUAAAUGAUGUGAUAGAAGAGGCGACAAAAGCUCUUUACUAUUUCGUACAGUUUUUAGCAAAGCGUUGGCCUUGGAAGAGAUUAUCAGUUGGAGGACAUAGUGCCGGGGCACAUUUAGCCAUUUCUGCAUUAAAGCGCAUAAAGAAUGCGCAUCGAUACGAAAAAGUUGUACUCUUCUCCGGCAUCUACGAUCUUCAUCCUCUGUUGGGUACUUAUAUUGGUGAAGCAAUCAAUUUAAGCAUGGCUGAAGCUGAGGCUCUCAGUAUUGUUAGCUUGGAUGAAAUCUCAGCAGAAUUGUUGAUUGUUAUUGGUGCUGAGGAAUCUCCAAAGUUCAAGGAGCAAAGCCAAAAUAUUAUCCAGAAUUACGUGGAGAAACACCAUAUCGUGAAUAUGUCACAAUGUUACAAGGUCAUUCAGGGUGAGGAUCAUUUCACUUUGAUCACUAGUUUGGCUGAUAAGAAUUCGACGACAACAAAAGAAUUGCUUCAUUUUAUACUUCGAAAAUAA